CUGGAGGCUCAGUGACGUCAUGGAACCGAGGUUCCGUACGCUGGGAAGCGCUGCUGCCUGCUGAGUUCCUCCCCUCUAGAGGAAUUCGGCAGCCGCGGUAGCAGUGCCGGAGAAAGAUUUCUAAGGAACUUGUGCCGAGAUCGCGGCGGAAUUUGCUUCUGCGGCUCUUGUGGGUCUGGGAAGCUGCUGUAGCAGCAAACGCUCCCCGGAGCUUGGAACGCGAUGAAGAUGAUGAGCUCCCCUUGGGCUCGAUUUUAUUCCAACAGCUGCUGCAUGUGCUGCCAUGUCCGCACUGGGACCAUCAUCCUCGGGGUCUGGUACCUGAUCAUCAACUCGGUGGUUCUGCUGAUUGUACUGAGUGCCCUGACAGACCCUGGCCAGUACCACUUAACGUCUGCUGAACUGGGGGGUGACUUUGAAUUUAUGGAUGAUGCCAAUAUGUGCAUUGCCACUGCAAUUUCUCUUCUCAUGAUUCUUAUUUGUGCAAUGGCCACAUAUGGUGCAUAUAAGCAACAUGCUGCCUGGAUCAUCCCUUUCUUCUGUUACCAAAUCUUUGAUUUUGCACUCAAUACCUUGGUUGCUAUCAGCAUACUUGUUUAUCCAAACUCAAUUCAGGACUACCUACGGCAACUGCCUGCUAACUUUCCCUACAAGGAAGAUAUCAUGUCAGUGAAUUCUACCUGCCUACUUGUGAUUAUUCUCCUUUUUAUAAGUAUCACUUUGGCUUUCAAGGCUUAUCUGAUCAGCUGUGUAUGGAAUUGUUAUCGAUACAUUAAUAACAGAAACAACUCUGAUGUGCUGGUCUACAUUACUACUAAUGACACAGCGGUGUUGUUGCCCCCGUAUGAUGAUCCUGCAAAUGGUGCCGCCAAGGAUCCACCACCACCUUAUGUCUCUGCAUAAGCAACAUGUGAAAUGUUCCUGAAGAACAAAUAGCUUUACUUUUCAAACACCUGAGCAAUAGAUUUUUCUCUUUCAAGAUAGAUGUAUAAUCUCCAACAUUUAUUUAUUGCUAUUUUGCUGUAGUUAACUUUUCAUCUUUUUCUCUUUUUGGGGGGUCUAAAGCAGCAUUGAACUGGCUUGAGAACCAUCUUGACUAGCUACAGUGACAAUUGCCACACUUGUAGGUUUAUUUCUCCAUGUACAAAAUCUGUCCUUGACUUUAGUACUCCUCCCCCUAAAAUAAAAACAAAAAGCUCUAGAGCAUGGAAUUGGUUGCUAUCAACAAAGUUUCCAGAUCAACAGGAACAGGUUUUUUAAAUCUUUCUUGCCUCAAGUUCUAUUACUGUCAGUUUAAAAAGAGAGUGAGAAAGCCAAAGGCAAAACAAAACAUUAUCGGAGACAACAAAAGUUUAGUGUUUGUAAAAUAAAAGUCCCAAGUCCUGAAUGUUCUGAGCUAGGCUGUUCUUAAUCAUAAGAGAUUGAGAACAAUUGUUCACAGUUCUCUUACAGGGUAGCAAACAUUGGUGUGCUCAAAACUUGGGCUUUUCAUCAUAGGUAGCUUAACACUGAAAUCUGAAGAACACACUUUCCUCUGACUACCAUUGGACUUUGUUAAAAACGUAGCCUUUUUCCUUGAAAAGGUCAAGCUUGGCUAGAAGAAACAUUCUCUCUGCUCUGACUAAAAAGAUGUAUUCUGUCUUUGGUGAGUCAAAGCACCUAGUUCAGGAAUGCAGACUGGAACUGCUGGGGGUGAGAGGUGGCAGGUCCAGGCAUCGGAAUUGGGUGGCAUUGGCAUAAAAUGGAGUCUUUCAGCUAUUUGGGUCUAACUGUCCUUGAAUGGGCCAAUUAAGAGAGAUAUUAGCCUUGUUCUCACAACCAUCAACUGGGUAGGACACGCAUUUGACCCAGCUUCAGGAGCUGUGUGCACUCCCAAUUUUCUGAUUGUGUGAAUAAAAACCGAGGUAGGAGGAGGAGAAGGUGAUCAUAUGGAAGCCUUGUGCUGGGUAGGACAGUUGUUGAAUGAGGUUGGAGGGAAAGCCAUCCUACCCAGUGUGAGGCCCCCACACUAUCACUUCCCCUUUCUACUUGGGUUUGUAUUCUCACACUAACAUAAAUAGAGAGCACACAAGCCUCCUGGAGCUGGGUAGAACACUUGUCCUAACCAGUUUAUGGCCAUGAGAACAAGCCUAUUGCAUUCACCACUAGCCUAUUUGCCCUUCCUCCUUGGAUGUGAUCUUGAUGGGGUUCUCCGUAAUGUAGCUUCGAAUCUAGAUCUUGAUGUGGACUGUUCUGGGGACCCUGCACAUGAAUGAAUUUCUUAAGGUCUUGCCAAUCCUGCGAUCCAGUAUUCCUACUGAUACAGCAGCUCUUCUUUACAGCAGGGAGGAGUCUGAUAUUAGCCUCCAUUCGCCUCCCACUCUAUUCUGCCUCAUUCAUUGUUUUUAAGGAGUACUCCUAAAAUGUUGUUUUUUAAAAUGGGGUUGUGAAACAGCCACACACACACUUUCUGCUACGUGUAUCACAGGUGCAGCUCAUGCAGUGGCACAUGUGUCUGAUGCAUAAUAUUAGCAUGCCAGAUGUGAGGUCUUUGAUUCUUAAAAUAUCAUGGGGAGAUGACACCCUUGUAUUAUGCAGGAUGCUUCAAGUGUAUCUAGAUGGUUAAUCCACUUAUCUUUAUGGCAAAUCGAUUUGCAAAUGGAAAGGGAGCACAGUCCCUAAUCUGAUAAUGGUUCAAGUUCCAUAUACAAGUUCUGUGCUUCAGUCUGAGGGCGAUUUAUUUUACUGCUGUCAUAGUUCUGGUGAUAUCCUUUGUCUGCUUGUUUAGUUCCAUCUAGCAAUUACAAAUGUGGGCACAACACUUCUAAGUACUUCUGGAUUCCUUUGGUUUCAAUGAAAGUUAAAUUGUAUUCUCCUAUUGAAACUGAUGGUCGUUUAACAAUACUGAAUGUUUUCUGGAUUGUGCCCCAUGUAUGUUGAGACCACACCAUUCAUUCUUUGAGUCACAUGGUGAUAUAAAUAAUAAAUAUCUCCUUGAGUGUCCAAAAUGUGAUUUGAUUUUAUUUUUUCCCCAUAUGAGCAUGCCUGUAAAUAUAUGCACUUCAGGAACCAUACGUUAAGGCAGGGGUAGGCCAACUUGGCUCUCCAGCUAAUGCUGGACUACAAUGCCCAUCAUCCCCAGCUACAGUUUAUUGUAGCUGGGGAGGAUGGGAGCUGUAGUUAAACAGCAUCAGGUGAGCCAAGGUGACCUAUCCCUGCCUUAAGAUGUACAAGUUCUUAACAGCUGGAUCCUUGUGCAUGUAACUCUCUUGGGUCAUGUCUGACAAGUCUGUAUAUAUAUUUAUAUAUCCUGCUGUCUGUUUUGGUGUGAAAAUAGUGUGUCCUGGUUUGCAUCAGAAAUCAUUCCACAGUGCUGGGGGCAGUUGUUACUAACAACGUGGCUCUUGUGUAGCGGUUUACAACAUUUAUAUGGUAUCUUCUUUAUCCAGUUAUCCAUGCCCUUCCAGAGAGGCCACAAUUAUUUCCAUGUUGCAAGUAUGAGGCGGAGGCAGAGAGAAUGACUAGCUUAAGGUUACCUAGUGAGCUCAUGGCAGAGUCAAAAUCAAACUGGAGACUUCCUGGUAUGCAGCCACUGCACUAUACCAGUGCAAUAUGCUUUUCAUAGUACUCCCUUAAAACAAAACAGAAUGGUGCCUCCUGCACAGAUAGGUGUAGCUUUUAUGUUUUAAAGUUCUGAUGUCAGAAGUUUGUAAAUACGGAAAGAUCUCUUGCCACCCCUUCUUUCUUUCAAGACAGUCCCUCUUUGCACUAUUUGGAUACAAGUAGUAAGUAAGAAUUUCUCUUUGCUGUUUUUAGGCUUGGGCACUUUGAUACCUGCUAUGGAAAACUCCUGCCACUAUUGUGUGGAGAUUAGAGGCAGGCUGAGAUAAUGGUACCCCUCAAUCAGUUACUUAAAGCAACCAGUAACACUCUUGUACUGCUUUGUAAGAGGGAAAACAAAAACUGUGUGGACAGGUGGGAUAUGAUUGUUGGGGGAAGGAUCACCUUGCAAGAAGGAUAGAACAAAAACUGUGCACUGCAGGAUUCUGAAGGAUGAUGCACUAAUCCUGCUUUAUAGACAAGGCUGUGUGUGUGUGCACAGAUCCCACAGAGGAACAGCAAAAUGCAGUACUGGCUGUAGGAUCCAGCUUCUUAAGAAUCUAGUUUCUAGUCCUUAUGGUCAUGAGGAUAUGCUUGAGUGUGUGAGGUGCUUGGUGAAGUCUGGCGGGAGAAAAGCUGUUUAAUGAGACUUCUUGUGGUCAGAGGAAGGCAGGGCUUCAGGACUCUCUGUUGCUCCCUCCCUGAUUUCCCAUGACUAGCAGGAGCAGUUUACAUGAUGCAACAUGAGAAAUCAUCCAGAUUGAUAUAAUUCAUACAGGCUGCAGUCCAGCUGCUGUUGUCAAAGUUUGGUUUAGCUGGUGCAGAAUAUUUGUACUUUGUAAUAUAUAUUGUAUAUAAUCUGCAACAUACUACAUCAAGACUACACAAAGUCCUGUUUUAUAUAGACCAGUCACCCAGUCUUGCCUGACCUGAGUAGGACAUAAGGAAACCAAAGGCAAGCCACCUCUUAUUAGAUGGGUCUGCUAUUGUAAUCUACCCUUUUGCAGGCCACAGAAGAGAAAGAAGUGCAGGAGAGCUGGUCUUGUGGUAGCAAGCAUGACUUGUCCCCUUAGCUAAGCAGGGUCCACCCUGGUUGCAUAUGAAAUGGAGACUAGAAGUGUGAGCACUGCAAGAUAUUCCCCUCAGGAGAUGGAGUCGCUCUGGGAAGAGCAGAAGGUUCCAUGUUCCCUCCCUGGCUUCUCCAAGAUAGGGCUGAGAGAGAUUCCUGCCUGCAACCUUGGAGAAGCCACUGCCAGUCUGUGAAGACAAUACUGAGCUAGAUAGACUAAUGGUCUGACUCCGUAUAUGGCAGCUUUCUAUGUAAGUGUUCUCUACAUGCAUAGGUAGCAUGGAGGGACAAGUACCUCAGUUAAGUAGCAUACCACUUUAUAUCCCACCCCCGGCCCCACAUUGCUGAAUGGACCUCUGUCACUGCUUGCAGGAAAGAUACUUUUAAGAGCAAUUCUCCACUAACUUCCAUGAAUUAGUGACAAAACAAGGGUGAAGAAGAGAACUCCAGAGAACAUAAGAUUUAAUAUGAAACAUGGUUAUAUCUCCAGAAAUUUUUACAUGUGGGACAAAGCUUGCUCCCCCCAGCUGAAAUAUUCUGUCCCUUCUGUGAUCCCUGUAUGUCUUUUCUGGUGAUACCACUGUCUAUAUGCCUCCCCAUCUAUUUGGGGUUGACUUGUGCACAAAUCCAAUGGCACACUUGCAUCAGCUGCCAGCUAUUUUGGGUGCUCGGAGAUUUUGCUUCCUGGCACCUUCACUUCAACUACUUGGUGGUCUUGCCAAUUCCUUAGGUUCUUGAAAAGUGUUGUUAUGAUUUGGGAUGGGCUGAAUUGAGAAUGAAGCAACAGUGGUGGUCAUUUUGACUUCUCUCUUCAGGCGUAGGUGGUUGAAAAGUACUCUGGGCAGAGUAUGGGUGUGGGUGCUCAAAUAUGUCCAAUGUCUUUCAUAACCCAAUUGCCAACAGGCAAUAAUGUGUCACAAUUUAGCUGCUAUAGUUGGUGCAUUUACCUUUAAUUUACUCUGUGUUACAGUCAUACAUGCACUGGAAUAGGCCUGAUAGCCAUGUUAAAUUCUAGAAUGUUCUUUAGGCUUGUCUGGAAUGGAAUGGAUAUCAUACUAUGUGUUUUGUUUGUCUUUCAUUUUGUGGAAUUUUUAAACAUCUGUAUGAAAAUAAGUGCUUAUACAGAUCUCAUCCAAAUCUUCUGUGUAAACAAAUCUGUCUAAUAAAAAGGGAUAUUUCCACAUGUCUGUGUACACUUUUUAUAAAUCCUGAUGAAACUACUAUUUGUAUAUGACAAGAUUUGCAUGUGAAUUGCAAAUAAAAUCCUCAGCUACUGCUCCAUA
Messenger RNA from Hemicordylus capensis (graceful crag lizard), 5931 nucleotides. It is a transcript of the gene LAPTM4B, whose product is annotated as lysosomal protein transmembrane 4 beta. The transcript has 7 exons. The record is from RefSeq and is a predicted model, not a curated record. Bases 223 to 903 code for a protein of 226 amino acids. Gene Ontology annotation, cellular component: lysosomal membrane. Lineage: Eukaryota; Metazoa; Chordata; Lepidosauria; Squamata; Cordylidae.